UCUCAGAUGCCGGAGAGCGUCCGCGGCCAGAUGACGAUGGAGAAGACGCCCAGCUACCUGGUGCGAGAGCGUGUGCCCGCCAGGGUGCGCGCCAUGUCCCCGUCGGUGAAGCUGGUGCUGGUGCUACGGGAUCCGGUGACGCGCGCCGUCUCGGACUACACGCAGGCCGCGGCCAAGGGACGCGCCAGGCGCUCCUUCCUACACUCGGUCACCGACAACCGCACCGGAAUGGUUGACGCCAGCAAGCCGCUGGUGCGUGUCGGCCUGUACGACGAGCACGUGUCCCGCUGGCUGGAGCACUUCCCCCGCUCCAGCUUCCACUUCGUCAGCGGCGAGAGGCUGGUGGCGCAGCCCGAGGCGGAGCUGGCCUCGCUCCAGCGCUUCCUGGGCCUGAGGCCGCCCUGGGUCGGGGCCCGGCAGCUGGUCUUCAACAGCACCAAGGGCUUCCCCUGCCUGCUCCGGGAGCCCGGCGCGACGCCCCACUGCCUGGACCCGUCCAAGGGUCGCCCCCACCCCAAGGUGGACCCCUCCCUCGAGAGGAGGCUGCGCGAGUUUUACGCGCCCCACAACCGGCGCCUGUACCGCCUCAUCGGCAGGGAUCUCGGAUGGCCGCCUUGAAGUGCAGUGCGUCGAUGUUGAAUGUAGUAUUAUGUAACGUGCGCUUGCAAAGAGCCAACUCUCUACAGAUGUUUGAAAGAUAUUGUGUAGUGCCUGCCUGGUAGUCCGUGGAAUGACGACAGCGCUGGAACCGCAGUUUCUAAGUGCUCACCGACUCCUUGACUCAUUCGAGAGACCCCGAACCCAAGGUCGAUGCCCAAUUUUAUAGAGGCUCCUCCAAGAGUUCUACACACCUUACAACCCAUGCUGCUGUGCCGCAUUAUCGGCAGGGAUCGACUUCGGGUGGCCGCCUUGAAGUGUAUUAUUGCACCCAUAGUGAAUGUAGUAAAUGUCAUGUGUGCUUGUAAAGAAGCAUCUCUUUGCAGAUGCUCGAAGAUCUCCCUCAAGCUGUUUAGUGCCUCUUAGUAUACGUGGAAAGGAAUCAACGUUGGAACUGCGAUUGUUCACCACCAACAUCCUUCCGGUGGCUCCAGUUCUUCACCCACAGAAGAGUCGACCUUCGACAUAAGGUGGACUCGGUGUACUCGACGGGCUCCUGCACGAUGUCAUGCGCAGAUCACGACCAGUGCCUGUGGCGCGCAUAAUCGGCAUACGGACUUGGGAUGGCCGCCUCGAAGUGCGCAGUACGGCUAUAUAUAGUAUAUCCCACCAUGUUUGACUGUGUAUCAAGUGUGCUUGGUGCACAAGAACCAGCCCUCUUCAAAUGCUACCGUGUUUUGUAUAGUGCCUAGUAGUCCGUGGAAAGAAGUCGGCCCUGGAAUUGUCUCUUUGACAGUGACUUCCACCGGUGACUUUCGCAACACGUUCCGGGGAAUCGUCGAUGCGCCUCCGGCAUCUGCACGCGCAAUUCACCAGCUGGUACAGACCCUGGCCGUAGCCACCGUGAAAUGCGCAGAAGCCAGUCUCCUCAUCCACAUAGACAGUCACAUCGCUGCGUACCAGCGUGGUGAACGCUGGACUACAUGCGCUCGCUAUAUUUAUACUUUGGUUCGACAGCAACACUGGUGUACCGUGUCCCCAGCAUCGCGAAGAAGCUGCUGUUUUAGCAAACGAAAUGUUUACCGCAGGAAAUCGCGGAGGAACUACGCGUACGGAUUGUGUUUUAGUGAAGUACAAGUGUUACUUUUCUUUCGAUAAGUAUUACAGUUAAGUGGGACCGCUGUAUACGAACUCUUCUGUGACACGUAGCCCCGAACAGUAUGACGGAAAUAUCUGCAGUACCGGUGAUGGUCUCAAGAUAGCAACGUAUUUGUCUGAAUGUUGCAGUGUAUAUAUAAAUACGUCGCGUGAAGCGUAUUUUUUGAGACGCCAGAGUAUCGGGUGUGCUUCGAUCAGCUUGCAUAUGUGACAAUAAAGUACCUUGAACGCAGCAUUUCAUUUGAGAGA
This is a messenger RNA of Dermacentor silvarum, 2004 nucleotides long. Its product is annotated as heparan sulfate glucosamine 3-O-sulfotransferase 6. Lineage: Eukaryota; Metazoa; Arthropoda; Arachnida; Ixodida; Ixodidae. The coding region runs from base 7 to 618 and encodes 203 amino acids. The transcript has 2 exons. The record is from RefSeq and is a predicted model, not a curated record. Gene Ontology annotation, molecular function: [heparan sulfate]-glucosamine 3-sulfotransferase activity.